UUCAACGAGCUAGUUCAUUUUCGCUCUACAAGCAGACAUGUUGCCUCUCUGAAUUUACGAAGUAAUCAAUCGAUAUUUCAUUCAAUUAAUUUAACUAACACGGACGUUUACUUAAGGUAGCCAUCAAGUAAACCACAGCAAUCAUCUGUAACUUUAAUGGCGUCAUAGCAUUGUUAUAUUUAACAGGACUCUUAUGAUGCCGAAAUUUGACAAUUGGAUGUUACACCGGAGUGUUGAAGAUGUGGCAAUAUCAGUUACUCCUCUGCCUUAUCUUAGCAAUAAAAACAAAUGGAUUGUACAAAAUUGAUUUCGAACAAUCGACAAAAAACGUUAUUUUGGACGAUAUCAGUGAAAAUUUGAAUGGAAAGUUGAAAUUCAAAGACUUUAGUCAUGAUAGAGGUACAAAGAAAUUGGCAGCAUACUCGUCAUGGUCAUCCUGGAGUGAAUGUCAGAGAGGUCACAGGACGCGGCGGCGUCAUUGUGUAAGGCGGAGAGUAUGCGGCGAUUCGCUGCGGGUUGAAGUUGCGAGAUGCAGUACUUCAAGAGAGGGACAGAAACAUUAUUUUGCUACAAAAAAUGAGACAGACUUUACACCAACUACGAAGAAACCAACUGUUCAGAUUGUAAUGGCACAAUUGCGUCAAAAUGAAGACAUACAAAGACAGUUUCGAGGUUUCUCCCCGUGGGGGACAUGGACUGUCUGUUCACAGAGAUGUACUACAGUUAGACGAAGAGUAUGUCAGAAUAGAGCGAUAUGCGGAAACAGAAUUAUAAGGCAGUCGGCGUACUGCUACUUGGAGGGUAGCUACUGCCAUCUGUGGAUCAGAAAGAGAAUGCAGCGGCGAAAGGACCCAGAAUACACAAUAGCGGAAACUAUGGCGCCUCCACCUAGGGCAAUUCAUCCGGAAGACACCCGGGCGUCGACGCAAGCGCCGCCUUGCGGACAGCUCGGGCGACCGCGCGGCCACGCACGCACGCGUACACGCAUGCGAGACAUGCUUCGCAUCAUCGGCGGCCGACCCGCGCCGCCUGGCAAGUGGCCAUGGCAGGUCGCUGUACUUAAUAGAUAUAAAGAAGCAUUCUGCGGAGGUACGCUCGUGUCUCUGUGGUGGGUGGUAACAGCAGCGCACUGCGUUCGGCGGCGGCUGCUGGUGCGACUCGGCGAGCACGACCUAUUUGUUCGCGGCCGCAGUGAGCUCGAGAUGAGAGUGGUCGGCGCGGUCGUACACCCAAACUACGACCCCGAUACUGUCGUCAAUGAUGUUGCUAUGUUGAGGUUACCUGCCCCAGCACGACCCGAGCUAGGCCAUGGCAUCGCGUGCUUGCCGCGGCCUGGUCACCAGCUGCCGCCGCAUGCCACCUGCACCAUACUGGGCUGGGGCAAGAAGAGAGCCACUGACGCACACGGCACUAGGAUAUUGCACGAAGCACAAGUGUCGACAGUACAGCAAGGUGUGUGCCGUCGCUCGUACUGGCAGUAUGCGAUCACUGACGAUAUGGUGUGCGCGGGCCGUGGCCGCCGGGACUCCUGCGCCGGAGACUCCGGCGGCCCCCUUCUCUGUAGGGAUAGGAACAUGAGGUACUACCUACAGGGUAUCACCAGUUUUGGUGAUGGUUGCGGCAAGCGUGGCAAGUAUGGCAUCUACACGCGCACUGCAGGCUACGUCACAUGGAUGAGGACUGUUAUGAACGAAAAGUACUUUGAUGACUGAUUUUAUA
Papilio polytes (common Mormon) is the source of this 1719-nucleotide messenger RNA. Its product is annotated as transmembrane protease serine 9. The transcript has 13 exons. Lineage: Eukaryota; Metazoa; Arthropoda; Insecta; Lepidoptera; Papilionidae. Gene Ontology annotation, biological process: proteolysis. The coding region runs from base 240 to 1712 and encodes 490 amino acids. The record is from RefSeq and is a predicted model, not a curated record. Gene Ontology annotation, molecular function: serine-type endopeptidase activity.